This is a messenger RNA of Gryllus bimaculatus (two-spotted cricket), 968 nucleotides long. Lineage: Eukaryota; Metazoa; Arthropoda; Insecta; Orthoptera; Gryllidae. The record is from the annotation of a GenBank genome assembly.
AGUGUUUUGUUUGCAGGAAGAAGUUCAUUUUCCAUGAUCAAUUAAGAAUUCAUUUAAGUCAGACCCACAGCAUAAAUUGCCCUGAUUUAAUAUGCAAAAUAUGUUUCAUGGAGUUCAAUACUACUAGUGAACAAAAGGCUCAUGAGCGAAAACAUGAUGAAUCUUAUUCAUGUCAAAUGUGCAACAAGAAAUUUUCUUCAGAAUACUUGUACGAGAAGCACCUGAAUGAACAUAUAUUUCAGGAGAAGCCUAAUGAAUGUAAGAAGUGUGGUAGGAGAUUUAAGAAUGAAGUGGCAUUGAAUAUUCAUAAGAAACGUCAUGUAAAUAUAGCAUGUACAACUUGUAACAUGCAUUUCUUGAAUGACACCGAUUUACUGUUGCAUAUUAAAGAACAUUGUGAUGAUGAUGUCAUGACAUUACUUAAGAAUAUUGCGGUGUUAGAUGAAGAGGAAUCUCAGCUUGAAGAAAUGCUUUCACUCUAUUCAAAGUUAACAUUGGAGGCAAAGUUAAAUGACCUUAAAAAUGUGGAAAAUGAUACUUGUGAAAAUUCAGUUUUGGAUUGUGUAAAUACAAUGAUUUCUACUGUAUCACAAUUUACUGACAUUGACAUUCCAAGUAAGAAAGGAUCAGAAUGUAGACUUUGUGGAAUGAAAGUUUCUUCAGAUAAAGAAUUGUUAGAUCAUCGUAAACAAUUUCAUUUACGAAACAGAACAUGUCCUUUUUGUGGCAAGAGAAGUAGAUCAGUCAGUCAAACCUGGAGACAUAUGCAUUCACAUAUUUUGAAGAAUAAAAAUAGUAUUUCAAAACAGCCCAUUGCAACUGAAAAGGAAAUAACCACUAAUUCAGGAGAUCGUAAUGAAGGCUGUGAAGUGUUGUCCUCUGCAAAGGCCAAGCAGUCAAGAAAAAAUACAAGAUUAUACAGCUGCAAUAUUUGCUCAAGAAAGUUUCUGUAUCCCGGCUCUCGGGAU